Helianthus annuus (common sunflower) is the source of this 4546-nucleotide messenger RNA. Its product is annotated as leucine-rich repeat receptor-like serine/threonine-protein kinase At1g17230. Gene Ontology annotation, biological process: protein phosphorylation. The record is from RefSeq and is a predicted model, not a curated record. Bases 763 to 4194 code for a protein of 1143 amino acids. Gene Ontology annotation, molecular function: protein kinase activity; protein binding; ATP binding. The transcript is spliced from 3 exons. Lineage: Eukaryota; Viridiplantae; Streptophyta; Magnoliopsida; Asterales; Asteraceae.
AACUCACCCCUCCACUACCCACAGUAGAACCCAAAUCAUGAAUCCUAAGACCCACAGAACAACUACAACUACAAGCAGCAGCUCUAAUUUCUUCAACACCCAUUUUGUCAGGCCCAGCAACAAUGGCGGAGAUCGUGCUCUCACCUUUUACCAUAUGUCUCGUCUCUAUCCGACCCUCAUUUUCACAUGCAGCCUUCUCCUCGUUGACUCCCUUUUCUUUGUUUUCAUUCAUCCCACCAAUGUCAUUCAUUUCACACUCACAUCAGUUUUGUUAUGAGUUUACUGGUCCCAACUGUAUGUAUUUAUGUAUGUAUCUAUGUAUGUAUGUAUGGGUUUUCUCUCUCUUUCUUAUCUAGCCCAUCCUGUCAUUUAUGUCACCCGUUGAUCACCCUUUUUGUGAUCUAAUUUAAUUGUGUCGUUGCGCUUUUUGAUGAUGAUUAUUAAGUUUAUGGGUUGGUGUUAUUAUUGGGACGUAUAAUUGGGUUGCCCUCCAAGUGUUUGAUUAAAUGCCACAACCAGCUUUUGUGUGUUGUGUGCUGUCUGUGAUCGUUAAAACCUCGUAAAAGUGGGUUAGAUAUACUUAGAUUAGUAACUUAUCUUUUGCAUUCAGUGGUACAGUGGAGGAUUGUUGAUAGCUACAUCUUUCACUUUUAUUAUCAUGCUGUUUUGAUAUUUUUUUUUUCUAUUGUUAUAACCAGAACUCGGUUUCGUUCCUUCUUUGCUUGUUCCCUAUCUUGUUUUCUCAUUGUUUGGUGUUUGAAUAUGAAAGUUCUUGAUCUUGAAAAAUGUUUUGUGGGGUUGGUGAUGGCGGUUAUGCUCUCCGUUUUGGUCGUUGUUGAUUCGAUUAACGAAGAGGGUGCUGUGCUGUUGGAGUUCAAACUCUCUCUUGAUGAUCCAAGCAGCAAUUUAAACACAUGGAAUCGAUCCGAUUCGUUUCCUUGUAAUUGGGUAGGUGUUGGCUGUACCAAUGAUCACAAGGUAAUUUCUGUAAACCUUCAUGGUUUGAAUUUAUCCGGCUCUCUUUCAUCAACUAUUUGUAAGCUUUCGUUUCUAACCGUGUUGAACAUAUCCACCAACUUCAUUUCCGGUCCCAUUCCGGAUGGUUUAGCUUCCUGUCAACACUUGGAAGUUUUAGACCUUUGUACAAAUCGAUUCCAUGAUGCUUUCCCCGCCCAACUUUCCGCAAUUUCGUCCCUUAAAAUCCUUUCCUUGUGUGAAAACUACAUUAACGGUGUGAUCCCUGAGGACAUUGGGAAACUGGUAUCGUUACAGGAACUUGUUGUUUACAGUAAUAAUCUAACCGGCAUGAUUCCCAAAUCCAUUGGUAGAUUAAAACAACUUAAAAUAAUCCGGGCCGGUGUCAAUUUGUUAUCCGGCCCGAUUCCUAGUGAGAUCAGUGAAUGUGAAAGCUUGGAGGUUCUCGGGUUGGCUCAAAAUUCUUUAUCGGGCCCGUUUCCUAUAGAGCUUCAAAAGCUCAAGAAUCUUACUAGUUUGGUCCUUUGGCAGAAUCUAUUAUCCGGUGAGAUUCCUCCAGAAAUCGGGAAUUUCAGUCGUUUAGAAUUGCUUGCGCUCCACGCAAACUCUUUCUCCGGAAGAAUUCCACAAGAAAUUGGUAAACUAACACAACUAAAAAGGUUGUACUUGUAUACCAACCAGUUAAACGGUUCGAUUCCACGAGAAUUAGGAAACUGUGUUAAUCUAGUUGAAAUCGAUCUUUCUGAAAACCGUUUAACAGGGUUCAUCCCGAAAGAAUUGGGCCAGAUUUUAAACCUCCAUCUGCUUCAUCUUUUCGAAAACCUCUUGGUGGGUGACAUUCCGGACGAGCUUUCACAUUUGAAAGAGCUUCGGAAACUAGAUCUUUCUAUUAACAAUUUGACUGGCGAAAUUCCUUUAGGUUUUCAGUAUAAUCCGUUUUUGGAAAGUUUUCAGCUUUUCGAUAAUCAUCUUGAGGGAAGUAUCCCUCCGUUGAUAGGAGCGAGUAGUAACCUUUCGGUUCUUGAUAUUUCGAUGAAUAAUCUUGUCGGAACCAUACCUCCACAUCUUUGUAAAUCUCAGAAACUGAUGUUUUUAAGCCUGGGAUCGAAUAAGUUGUCGGGCAACAUUCCACAUGGUUUAAAGUCAUGCAAAUCUCUUAUACAACUAAUGUUAGGAGACAAUUUGCUUACAGGUAGCCUGUUUAUCGAAUUCUCGAAUCUUUAUAAUCUUUCGGCUCUUGAACUCCAUCAAAACCGCUUCACCGGACCAUUACCACCAGAAAUCGGGCAGUUAAAGAACUUAAAAAGGCUUCAUUUGUCCGAUAAUUACUUUUUCGGUCACAUUCCUCCUGAAAUCGGGAAUUUGGUUCAGCUUGUUACGUUUAAUGUGUCUUCUAAUCGGCUUUUUGGGGACAUUCCUGGUGAACUAAUGAACUGUUUGAAUCUCCAACGACUUGAUAUUAGCAGAAACUGGUUUACGGGUCAUGUUCCAUUCGAAAUUGGCAAUUUGGUAAAUUUGGAAUUGCUUAAAUUGUCUGACAACAAAAUGAACGGGUCAAUACCGAAUUCAAUCGGGAAACUAGCCCGUUUAACCGAAUUGCAAAUGGGCGGUAAUUCGUUUUCCGGAAAUGUUCCGUUUGAACUCGGUCAGCUCACUGCUCUUCAGAUUUCACUCAAUAUUAGUCAUAAUUCUCUUUCGGGCACGAUACCGCAGAAUCUCGGAAACUUGAUAAUGCUGGAGUCUUUGUAUUUGAAUGACAAUCUACUUGUUGGCGAAAUUCCGGAAUCGAUCGGGCAGUUAGUGAGCCUUUUGGUCUGUAACCUUUCGAACAAUCAUUUGUUCGGUGCGGUUCCUAACACUCCUGUUUUUAAACGGAUGGAUUCUAGCAACUUUGCAGGAAAUGAAGGGCUAUGCGUUUUGGGUUCAAACCACUGUUCACCACCUUCAAUUCGGCGAUCGCAUCAUCAUUCGGGCUGGUUUAGUGACGGGCUUACUAAAGAUAAAAUCGUGAGCGUUGUGUCGGGUAUUGUAGGGUUCUUUUCUUUGAUCUUUGCGAUGGGUGUUUGUUGGGCUAUAAAGAACCGAAAGCCCGUAUGUGUGCCACUUGAAGAAGAGCAAGUGAAGCCUGAUGUGUUGGACAAUUAUUACUUCCCAAAAGCCGGGUUCAAAUAUCAAGAUCUUGUUGAAGCAACUCAUAACUUUUCAGAAGAUGUUGUGAUCGGAAAAGGAGCAUGUGGGGUGGUUUACAAGGCGGUGAUGGGUGAUGGUGAGGUGGUGGCGGUGAAGAAGUUGAAAUCCGGUGGCGGUGGGGCCAUUGUUGACCGUAGCUUCCUUGCUGAAAUAUCGACUCUUGGAAAAAUCCGGCAUAAGAAUAUUGUGAAACUUUACGGUUUUUGCUACCACCAGGAAUCGAAUCUUUUACUAUACGAGUACAUGGAAAACGGGAGUUUAGGGGAGUUACUUCACGGCAAUAGUAAUAAUAAUAAUAAUAAUAAUGACAAUAAUAAUGCUCGUUUUCUUGACUGGAAUGCUCGAUACAAUAUUGCGCGUGGAGCAGCCGAAGGUUUAUGCUAUCUCCACAAUGACUGUAGGCCCCACAUUGUUCACCGCGAUAUAAAGUCAAACAACAUAUUAUUAGACAAAAAUCUCCAACCUCAUGUUGGAGAUUUUGGUUUGGCUAAACUGAUGGAUAACCCGUAUUCGAAAUCCAUGUCAGCGGUUGCCGGUUCAUACGGCUACAUUGCUCCGGAAUAUGCGUAUACAAUGAAGGUGACCGAAAAGUGUGACAUAUAUAGUUUUGGGGUGGUUCUGUUGGAGCUAGUUACAGGGAAGCCGCCGGUUCAACCCCUUGAUCAAGGUGGGGAUCUUGUGACGUGUGUUAAAAGAUCGGUUAAUGGGAUGCUUCCAGUUUCUGAUAUUUUUGACAAACGGUUAGAUUUGAGUUGUAAAAAGACGACAGAUGAGAUGACUCUUUUUUUAAGGAUAGCGUUGUUCUGUACAAGUCCAUCUCCGCUAAAUAGGCCGACAAUGAGAGAAGUGAUCGCAAUGAUGAUUGACUCCAGGGAAGUCAAAAUUAAUUCACCAAUUUCACCGUCAUCAGAAACUCCUCUAGAUGAUGCUAAUUCAUGCAAAGAUUAUAUGAAUCAAGAAGAAUUCGGGAUUAGUCCUUGGCACUCUAGAUCAUCUUCCUUGUCUCCCUUGGAUAAUCCAAGUAAAUAACGUAAUCUCAUUCUUAUUGUACAAAAAAGCAAAAGACACAACGUUUGCGGUUUAACAUAUUUUCUAGUUAUGAAUUGGGGACGUUCACAGGUUCUUUAGAUAACCUCAACAACCGGCAUACGGUUUUGUCAUAGCAAUAGUCUUCAGCUAGAAUCCAAUGCAGAAAUGUUUCUCAUGACUCUAAAUUCAAGUCUAGAAUUUGUUCUGUUUGUCAUAACUUGUAUACCAACACUAAUGAUCAAGUUCCAACCUUUGUUUAUGGAUAUUAUUUAAAGUUUAAACUGAACUUUAAAGUUUAAAUACUGCAUAAACUUUGACAGGUUGUAUGCUAAUUAUUGAAGAUGGGCUAUAA